AUGAAUUCAACUUAUUUUACAACAAUACAAACAUCUAUUUUGAACUCAUCUACUAUAACUAUUGAAUCAUGGUUUAUUUCUCUCGAUAUUAUCAAUAUUAUAUUCCUUAUCCUGGUGAUCAUACUGGGUGUAUUAUUUUUAUUUAUUAUUAUAAUUGAUAAAACAUGUCAUACAGUUCCCGUGAUGCUUGUUGCAAACUCAUGUUUAGCUACACUUCUUUUUACAAGUGCUUCAUUAGGCAUGACUAUAUGGUCACUCAAAAAUGAUCUUGAACAAAUCUCAUAUCAAGAUUCACUUUGUAUCUUUCGAGGUUACUUCAGUCAUGUUACAAUAGCUGCACAAUUACAUUCCUAUUUAUUACAAGCCAUCUAUCGGUAUAUAACAGUUAUUUAUCCCACACGACUCUUGUGGCAAUCAAAACAGUUUCAGGGUUUUCUUAUCGGAUUGACAUGGGUGUUUGCUUUUAUAUUAGCUAUUCCGAAUGUUGUCACUGGUGAAAUUCAAUACAAUGCUGACAAUCAGAUAUGUGAAACACCGUUUCAUUUAUCUUUUGUAAUAAUUUAUAAUAUCAUUUAUGUUUAUUUCAUACCAAUGAAUGGUAUUAUGUCUAUUUAUUUUAAACUAAUUCUCUAUGUAAAAGAGAUAAAUAAACGUGUAACACCAGUUAAUACUGUAUCUCGUGCAGAACGAGAACUAAAAAUGGUUCAUCGAAUAGUUGUACUUGUAUCGAUAUUAUUAACACUCGGUAUACCUUAUACAAUCUUCAUCUUUAUUGGAUUUUUCACUCAACCACCUAAAUAUCAUUUUCGUAUUGCUUUUACAUUUGUUUAUAUUUCAUUGGUGUUUAUUAUGAUUACAUUAUUUCAGUUCACUGAUCCGGUGAAGACAUAUAUCACGAAAAAACUAAAGCGGCAAUCGAACAUAAUUGCAACAACAACAGUACAUACGAUUGAAAUCAGAUAG
Adineta steineri is the source of this 963-nucleotide messenger RNA. NCBI's taxonomy places the organism in Eukaryota, Metazoa, Rotifera, Eurotatoria, Adinetida, Adinetidae. The record is from the annotation of a GenBank genome assembly.